AUGGCGAAUCAUCUAAAGGAAAAAUCGCUGUAUAGCGAGAUUCGCGCUGCGUCUACAACCACAGACAUACCAACUCCUAGUACAGUGAGCGUGAUAGCUACUCCACUAAGGUCUCCUGGAUCUACUGGGCUACCUCCUCCACCCAUGACCAUUCGGGGAACUCAUGGUGAUUGCGAGGUACAGCCAUCGGGUUAUGGCCCCGUUCCGAAGUACGACAACAUGCGGGGAUUCUCCUACUCGUCAGAGAUACGCCAUGCGGCGGAGAACGCCCCGAUCCCCCCCGGCUACAUCGAAAGCUUUGUCUCCGCCAACGGAUCGUUUGUCGGAAGCCACUAUCUCGGUCACUACGAACUAAAGUCCUUUGAUACACUCGAGGGCACGGAAUCUGGCCACGACCAAAUCUGUCAGGGUUUCAACACCUACUUCGAGCGGGCGCCUGCAAUACGGCUCGGUCCCGGAUGUCGGGAGUCUGCAAGCCGAACAAUUAUAAAGUGCGCCCUGUGGGGGGAAUCACUUCGUAUUGAGGGCGCUAAGAAUAUUGGAUACAGAGAGUGGGAUUUUGACGUGGUCAUUGCGGGUUCCAACGGGUAUAGUCUAGAGAAAUACGCCGAGUCAAGCAACCUGGCCCCUGGGAAGAAGCUAGAGCCCGUGGUUCUUGCGGCACUUUUUGCACUUCAAGUGUUUUUGGGAUUCAUGGCACUUUGGGGGCAAGACUGA
This is a messenger RNA of Bipolaris maydis ATCC 48331, 717 nucleotides long. NCBI's taxonomy places the organism in Eukaryota, Fungi, Ascomycota, Dothideomycetes, Pleosporales, Pleosporaceae. The record is from RefSeq and is a predicted model, not a curated record.